AGUUCCGGAGGAUAAAACGUUUCUAAAAUUUAGAUUAUAUUAUUCAUAGAAAGUAAAUAUAUUAUUUAGAUUAUAUUAAUUAUUAUUCAUAGAAAUUAAACUAUUUAUAUUAUUGAUAUAAUUUUGUAUCAUUAGGUGAUUAUAAUGAGAUUUUAUAAGUAUACUGAACUAAUUAAUGCUAAUACUCAAUAUUCUAAUCGCAUGAAAAUGCUCAGCAAUCGCAUAUUUGGUGAAGUUGUUCGUCCUACCAAUGAAAAAUCUAUGAGGGUGGUAAAAAUGUUUAGUGAAGAGCCCUUGUACAAAAAAGAAAAUGUUAUAAAUUAUUAUCCUCGUCAUGUAGAAACUGGGCUACUAAUAAUGAAUCUUCGGCGGUAUGGUUUAUUUAGAGAUGAACAUCAAGACUUUAUCGAUGAGAUGAAAAGAUUAAAGGCUCUAAGAGGCAAAGUAUUUGUUAAAGGAGAGAAAAAACGUAAAGCUAAAAGUAUAUUAUAAAGCUCUUUUAUGUGCAUAAAAAAUUACUUAUUUAAAUUGUAAAAAUCAAACAAUAACCAUACUAGCUAUGUAAUGUUUAUUAAUAAACAUG
Molecule: messenger RNA, 583 nt
Organism: Adelges cooleyi (spruce gall adelgid)
Lineage: Eukaryota; Metazoa; Arthropoda; Insecta; Hemiptera; Adelgidae
Gene: mRpS33
Product: 28S ribosomal protein S33, mitochondrial
Exons: 3
Coding region: 145-492 (115 amino acids)
Cellular component (GO): mitochondrion
Source: RefSeq, a predicted model, not a curated record